AACAAACAUGGCGGGAAAUAAGAAUUCAACACUAGUGAAAUAGACACUUUCCGGUGACACAGCGUGUGUAAAUAUAAAGAGUUCAACUCUCAUCCAUCUUGAGUUGUGUGCACUUUAAUGAACAAGCAAUAUGCAGAAAGGAAAAAGGAAAAACAGUGAUCCCUCAGUUCAGUCGAGCAAGAAGAAGAAAUCAACAGAUGUCUACACAGAGAAAUCUGUGUUCACAGAACUGAUAGUGAAUGCUGGAUUUAUUCUGAAAGAUGGCCAUUCCAACAACGAACUUACCGUGGACCAGGCUGUUUUCCAGAGAGAUUUGUUGCUGAGCAUCAAGAGGCACAAUGACUACCCAUCGGUUGUGGAGGACUUCUUGGAAGGAUUCGAGACUUACACUGAAGAGCCCCAAAGAUUGAGCAAGAGUGUCAUGGCGACACACACAGCGAAGGAGUGUGACAGUGCGAGAUAUCCUGUACAAGACAGCAUGGUUAAAAUUCUUUUAGGAAUUGAUAUUUUGCAGUCGAAGGUGAUGAAGCUGCUGCUGGAGAAGCUUCCGCUGUUCAUGGGGGAUGAGGAUUUUUUGUUUGAGAAUGGAGAGAAGAUAUUCAUCCCGCGGGUCCUCCUCAGUCAGUUCCGGUGGCUGGACAGAAUCGUCAACUGUAAGGAGCUGACUACUAAGAUGUUAGAAAUGAUAGACAUCAGCUCGCCUGAUGUACAAAGGGAGAUAAUCCUGUGUCUGCCUGAGGUGGUGGAAGACACUGAACAUGGCGAUGUGGCUAAAGCUCUCAGUGAUAUUCUUCUACAAGGCAACCGGAUGACAGUUCCAAUUCUUGAUGCCUUAUCCAACCUGGCCUUAAAACCAGAACUUCUAGCUGAGGUGCGAGGGUCUGUCCUGCAGACCUUGUCCUCUGUCGAGAUGGAUGAUCUGCCAGUGGUGGUCAAGUUUCUGCUCCAGACAGUCACACCGCAGGAUUCAUUAGAGAUUGUUACGGAAAUUCGAGCAAGCAUUGAUUUUAAACCCUUACCUGCUGCCCAAGGCAAAUCCAUUAAAAAAGACAAGACAAAGAAACGGACAGCCUCUGAUGACAGCGUAGAGAAGGGGAACGAAGCGCUGACAUUGGAUGCCAUCAAGUCUGGGAUUCGCUUCCAGAAAACCGUGUCUGAAGCCUGGAUAAAGGCGAUUGACAACCUGAAGGACCCAGCGGAUCACAAGGUGAUUGACAUCUUUGUUCUGCUGAUCCUACACUCAACAAACCGAAAGAAGCCAGUGGAGAGUCUCUUCAGGAACAAGAUCCGUUCUGGAGCGUUUACUGAGCCUCUGCUGCAGUCCGCUUUCACUGACCAUGCUCAGAUCCUCCGUGGGUACUUCCCGUCUGUGUUGUCUCUAGCCGAGGUGUUACUGAGAUCCCCAGAGCCAGGGAUCAGCUACUUUGCCUCUGCUAUGUAUCGACAUGCCUUCGCUGUGUUCGACAGCUACUGUAAACAGGAGAUUGUCGGGAACCUGGUGACACACAUCGGGAGUGGUUUUGCGGGUGAGAUCGACAGCUCUUUGGACAUUCUCUCUGACUUGGUACACCACCACCUCUCCAGCAUGGCCCCCUUCGCCAUCUUUGUCAAGGGAUUUCUUGACUACUUUGACAACCGUUCAAUGACGCAGAUCCGUAAACUUUAUGCCAUGUUGAGCCGUCUAGCUUUCCACAACCCAGAUGAUGGUGGACUUAUACAGGAUGACCUUCAUAUCAUCAUCAGGAAACAGUUGUACAACAGCAGCCUCAAGUAUAAACGCAUGGGAGUGAUCGGCGCCAUCAUGGUUGUCAAGAGUAUUGCAGACAUCCCCUCCGAGCAGUCUGUGAGCACCAUCAGUGAUGACAAGCUGAAGGAGGUGUUGCACCUGCUGCAACUGGUUCGAACCAGUAGCAACGGGAGCCCCGAGGCCACCUGCUUGUUUCUGGAUGAACUGUCGUCUGUCAUCAGUAAAGGCAAUGUCGACCCCAAAGUUGUGAACUGGAUUUCUGAGAACAUGAUAGCAGAUUUCCAGGAUGAUUUUGUGGUGGACGUGGAAGAAAGCUUCAUUCAACAGAGAGGUGUACGAACUGUAGUCUGGAAGGUGUGUACAGUCAAGGAGGGAGGUGUCACGAGUCUCACUGUAGUCUGUACUGACAACCAUGUGUUUGUGUUAGGCUGCCCCCUGUAUACAGUCAAGGAGGAGGUGUACGAGAAGUACGAGUCCCUGUCUCACAAGGAGAAAGAUGUGAUCUGCACCACUCUCUUCCACAGCCUGAACUGGUUCCGUGAGCUGGCCAACUGCUUCGCCAAGCAGACUAUGCCGGAGAUGAAGGGCAAGGUCAUCGUAAGGCUGCAGAACAUCACGGAAGUGCAGAACACCCUGGAGAGACUGCUGGCAGUUACUCCAGGGUUCCGACCUCCAGUUGCAAACUUUGACCUUGAAGAGACCCAGCAGGUGGAGCCCUCUAGUGGUGGUUCUCGUGGAGCAGAGGGCAAGAAGAAGGGGAGAAAACCAGGAAAGAAGAAACAGUCCGAGAAGGAGAAUAUUUCUGCAGACAUGGACGAGAACAGCCGAGAUUCCACACAGUCUGAGUCCCAGAAGCCGAGCCAGUCAGGGACCCAGCUGAAGGAGGGGGACAAGGAGGAGAAGAUGGUUAGUCUGUCCACCUACAUGCAGUACUUCAGGGAGUUAGAUGUGAGCGUGUUCACCAUCCUGAACGCUGGCCUCAUCACCAAGGCUGCUCUUGACUCCGAGAUGAACACAAAGGCCACUGAGAAUCUGCAGAUUCAGCCGCCACAGUUGGAGUUCCUGUUGAAGGACUUGACCAGAAAACUGGACCACUCACUACUGGCCUCAGCUGCCAAACGCAGGACUUUCCUCAAUACCAAGGCUGACAAGAGUGUUGGGUUCUCCCACCUGGACCAGUACACAGCCACUGAGAUCACCACCAACAUGAUCCACCUGCUGCCGCCACUGUGUGAGCACCUGGAGGGCACCAGUGCUUUCUUCCAGACCCUGAUAUCCGAGAACGACGGCAUGCUAGACGGCCCGGGCAGCAACUCCCCAGAGGCCGUGUUGAUGGGAUCUUGCUUCAAGCUCCUGCUGCAGUCACUGCUGUCUCUGUUCUCAUGGAAUGGUUUUGUGAUGGCUGAGAACCGGCAGCUGUUGAAGGAUGGCCUGAAUGCCCUGGUGUCCCGCAUCAAGUCCAGCAGCAGCUCACAGUCCUCCUUCCAUGACCUUGUCAGGGGAGCCUUCAACUACUGCCAGAACUUUGCAGCUACAGUGUCGAAUCUCCCUACAGCAGUGACACUGCUGAGACUGUUGACGACACUGGUGGAGAAGACAACCUUACCAGAGCUUAAAGGGAAAGUUGCUGUUCUUGCUGAGGAGUUUCUGACGGAAUGGUUAGGGCCAGAUGGACAGAGAGAGAAGGGAGCCAAACACAACGAACAGCUACAGAUUGUCAUCAAGAUGUUCCUGGUGUACUCGGCUGAUCCAGUGGAGGCCAUUGAGGAACUAACAAUAGGAUGUCGGGAGCUGAUUGAGGCAGGCAAGAAUGGAUGCUCCAAUUCCUACCCCUCUCUAACAAGGCACUCUUUCUCUGUGUACUACCGAGUGCUGUUCAGUGAGCUGAUUGAGGUCAUCAAGCGACUCCCAGCUGGGAAGCUUAAUGAGUCAAGAGAUCUGAAAGUGGAGAGGUUGCUGCGGUGGAACUCGGCUGUCAAGAUCCUGCACAUCUUCGUCAACCUCAUCCGGACAUUCGAUGGCAGAUCCAACAUGGGUACCGCUUUGAAGUACGGGAGGAUGUUCCUGGAGGUGUUCCUCAGACAGGGCAUGCCGCUGCUGGACUGUAUGUUCAAGACCAACAGGGAGGAUGUCCAGAAUCUCCUCAAGAGCUUCCAGAUGAGCACCCGGGCCCUCCACCAUGCGUCCAGCCACUCCAAGAUUAUUCGUGACAUCUCCCUGACGAACCAGGUGCCCAUGUUGAAACGAGGACUGGAAGCGUUUGUCUACCAAGUGAAGGCCAUGUUGACUGUCAACAAGUGUCUGGAAGCAUUCUGGAUGGGUAACCUCAAGAACAGGGAUCUGCAGGGACAAGAAAUCCUGUCCCAAGCCUCUGUAGCGACGAAUGACAGUGAUGAAGAAGAUGGCGAUGCAGUCCCUGCUGAUGAAGAUGAGGAAAGUGACGUGGAAAUGGACAACCAAAGUGAGGCUGGCGGUGAUGCCAAGGACGGUGAAGGCUCGGACAGCGAGGGGUCUUACAGUGAAGUCUUCUAGACCAGCUGCUGCAGGACCCAAGAAACGGCCAGUCUCUGGGCCGGGCAAGAGGCUCUGUAUACAGAGGCAGGUGCGGAAGAUGAAGAAGAAGCAAGAGAGACUGAGCAGUGAUUUUUUGAUGACUUGAGCCAGCUCAUUAGGUUGAUUCCAGGCCAAACCUAACUCUGCUCCUGGAAUAUACUGAGAACUGGAUAGCCAUGAGGGCUGUGGAGGGGUAAUAGACACUUGAAGCACCAGCUGUCGAUAUAUAUUUCAUGUCAGACUGUGUAUACAAUUCAGUAGUUGCCUUUCUGAGCAUGUCAGAUUGUAAUGUAAUCUAGAGGAGGGAAUGGGCCAGGGCAAAUAUGGACUUAAGAUUUAAGUUAAAUGUUAAACAUUAAUGUACAGCAAUUCUGGUCAUGACAGACACCAGAGGUCUGGCUCACAGCUAAAAGCUGUGUAUGUGUUUGAUUGAAUCUGUUCCAUCUACUGAAGUCCUUCAAAAUGUGAUCCUGUGUAAUGUUUGUAAAGUUACUUAAACUUAUGGAACAGUUAAAAAAUUGGAGGAAUCUUUAUUUCUCUCUGUUUGGUAAAAAGUGAAAAUUUAGCCAUAAAUGGUAUAUUUAUAAUGUUUA
Molecule: messenger RNA, 4893 nt
Organism: Haliotis rubra (blacklip abalone)
Lineage: Eukaryota; Metazoa; Mollusca; Gastropoda; Lepetellida; Haliotidae
Product: Fanconi anemia group D2 protein-like
Biological process (GO): mitotic intra-S DNA damage checkpoint signaling; homologous chromosome pairing at meiosis; interstrand cross-link repair
Cellular component (GO): nucleus; condensed chromosome
Molecular function (GO): DNA polymerase binding
Source: RefSeq, a predicted model, not a curated record